AUGACAACUUUAAAUAUUAAUUAGCUGAAACUGAAUGCUCUCACAUAACCAACCUACUAAAAUAUCAGAGUCUCAAGGAAUGCUACUAGAUAAUAAUUAACUUAUAAUGGAUAUAGUCCCAAAUUAAAAGGAAGAAGUCCUAACUGUUCUUAAUAAUAUAUACCUACUUAAUAAUCUUAAAUAGGAUCACCACCUAAAGAAAAAUUAUCUUCUUUAAUCAAAAUAUCAUCAUCAGAAAGAAUUGGUUAUUCUUUUAAGAUUCCUACUUUAAAAAUUAAAUCAAAAUGUAUUCUAAAGAAACAUUCAACAAACCGUUUAGGAAUGAGUUCCUAUGAUAUCCAUCUAUAAUCAAAUCUCUAAUCUAUUUUUGUUUUCAAAGGAUCAAUUUAAGAUAUGAGUCAAUUCAAAGUCAUUCAAAUGUAAAGAUCUGAAUUACAAACUAAAUAAUAAUAAGAUAUUUAUCUAACAAGAUAAAAUUUAUUAUUAAAGAUGUAAAAAGGAUUAAAUGUCCCUAAAUUUUUCAAUCAAUUAUCUUUGGGAAACUAUGAAAUUAUAUAAUUUACAGAAGAAAUUCCAUUAAAUUGCAAUACUAUAAUAUUAAGUAAUACUAUUAAUAAAGACUUUUGGACAAUUAUCUUGAAUCAUCAUAAUUUAUUAUUCACUCUUGAUAAAUUUGUUAAACUUUUAACAAUAAUAAGCAAAAUCAAUGAUAUCUAAGAUCUUUAAAAAUUUAUUUUUGAUAAAGAUGUAUUUUAUACUUAUAUGGAAACUAAAGAUAUUAUCCCAGAUGAAUCUUUAUUAACAAUGAAAAGAAAUAGUGAUGCAAUGAAAGAAUAUUAUAAAAGUAUUCAUGUGUAUGAUCAUUAAAAAUAAAAACUAAUAGAUGAACCUACACAUGAAUUAUAUUCAGAUAGAAUAAUUAAUUAAACAGAAAUAGAAAAAGAAACAAUUCGAGAUUUUACUGUUGCUACUACUCAUCCUAAACCAUCCGAAUUCUAAACCAUUUUAGAAAAAGAAGGAUAUUAUAAUCCUAGUAAAAAUAGAUCAUCAAGUAGAUGUAAGUUAUUAAUAUUCUAAUAGAUCUUAAAUUACCAAAUUUUAAAACAUAAUAUAGUUAAAUUUUAAAAUAAUAAACCAUUAAACAAAAGAAUCAGUAUAAUUAUUUAUUGAUAACAGAAAUUAAUACACAAAUAUACCAGAUCAUAUUGCAAGAAAGCUUCCUCACAUGACUAAUUACAAUCUUCCUUAAUUAAUGUCAGAAACAGGAUUUGAUAGAUAAGAAAUAUAUGAAAUUUAUAGUAGAUACAAAGCUUUACUUAGUUAUGAAUGUUCAUUAAUCCCAGGAUUAACUAAAGAUAGUAAUUAUUUUAAAAUUUAUGAAGUGAUACCAAACGGAAUUUCAAGAGAAGCAUUUAAUGCUGGUCUUGAAGAAUUAUCAAUGGCACCUCCAGGAGUUGUAGACUAAAUUUUUAAAUUCUUUGCAAAAUAACAUACUUUAACAUUUGAAGGGUUUUUAAAAGCAAUUAAUUUAAUUAAAGCAAAAAGAAAUGAUAAUAAAAUAGAAUUAAUAUUAAAAGUAAUUUCUAUAUAAUAUUUAUUAGCUAAUUGAUGAAAAUGAGAAUGGAUCUUUAUCAUAUGAUGAAAUCAAGAAAAGAUGUAUUUUAAUGAUGGAAGAAAUGUUAAAAGAUUCCAAAGGUGAACUCAGUGUAUUAAAUAUGGUUGAAUAUGUUACAAGAUCAAUUUUUGAUGUUAAUACUAUAUGUAAAUAGUUAGGCAGUAAAAAUGAGCUACGAUUAAGAAAUUCCGAUUGAGAGAAUAAGAAAACUGAUAGAAAGUAAAACUCAUGAAGCUUAAGUUUUAAUUAUGAUGUGUUGUGGAGAUGUCAAUUAUUUGAAAUGA
Molecule: messenger RNA, 1899 nt
Organism: Paramecium sonneborni
Lineage: Eukaryota; Ciliophora; Oligohymenophorea; Peniculida; Parameciidae
Source: the annotation of a GenBank genome assembly